AUGGUCAAUCUGAAUUCCCUUCUGGAUGGAAGUUAUGAAAUAGAAGCUUAUGCUUUGGGAACAGUGCCAUUGCUAUUACUGCAAAGGUUUCAGAUUACAAUCAUCAAUGGUGUUCUGAAUGUUUCUACUGUCGACGUACAAGCAACUACGCUUCAUGUGACUAUCAAACGAAAUGAUCGACCAUUGAAUGGCGCUCGAGUUUUAGGAACAUUCACGAAUACACAAGCACGCAGCUUUAAUCUUGAUGGUCAAACUAACAACGAAGGUGUGAUCACCAUUGUCUUGUCGCAAGGAACAAUUCAAAAUUUUGCGGCAGAAAAAGAUAAGGUUGAAGUAAAGAAAGUUGGGAACAUUACUCUUCUAUCACCAGCUCCCACUCCAGCUGGUGUACCACGGCCACCUAAAUGUAUCAUCAUUGAUGUUGAUUCAUCAAGUUUUAGUUCGUCAGUAAAUCCUAUCAACAAGAAGGCACGUGUUGUGAUUCUCGGUGAUAUCUCGGGUUCCAUGAGUUCAGGAACAAAAAUGGAUAUCCUCAGACGAUCAUUUCAAGAAAUUUUUGACAAAUGUCAAAAGAAUGGAUGGAACGUAUCCCUCGCAUCAUGGGACACCGAAACAGAUUGGUGUACUGAAAAGUGGAUUCAACCAAACCAAAUUGCCGACGUUCGAAAAUGGAUCGAAAGUCAGCAACCGCGUGGAGGCAAUGACAUGAAAACUGCUAUUGAGAACUGCAUGGAACGGUAUGCUGAUGCUACUGAUGUCUAUGUCAUGUGCGAUGGGAAUAUAACUCCAUUUGUUGUUCACCACGGAGAGCCUGAUUGGGGACGCUUUCGUAAUCAAUUUCCACGAACGACAUUUCAUUUUAUUGCUCUCGGAGUGGGUGCUUCAUGCGAACCAAUGGAAGCAAUGGCUACAGCAGGCGGUGGUAUAUUUACUCAUAAUACAUGA
Molecule: messenger RNA, 945 nt
Organism: Didymodactylos carnosus
Lineage: Eukaryota; Metazoa; Rotifera; Eurotatoria; Philodinida; Philodinidae
Source: the annotation of a GenBank genome assembly